AUGCACCCACCGGACCACUCGUUAUACGACACGCAAAAUCACUUAUCUGUACCAAACACAAAUAAUUAUCUCCAUCAUAGUAAGAACAUGUCUCCUUUGGAUCACAGCUGGCUCGCAUCGAGCUAUCAGCCACACUGCAGUCCGCCUUCACAAUAUUCUUCGACAUCGAAUAUCCCUUCACCAACGAUGGUCCACAGUCCCGGUAGUCCGGUAGAGUCACCGCAGACAGACUACAGCAACCUCCACCAAGUGCUAUUACAACCCUUCGAGCAAAUCACGAUGCUGGAUCCACCGACGUCGAGUUACAACACGACGUAUAUUAAUCACAGCUCACCUCACUCACCUCAGACAACGAAUACGCAACACACAUAUUCAAGGUCGUCGACGUCACCGGGAAUCCAUACGCAGACGCACACGUACCCGUCGUCGGGCGAGGGCCGGGCGCGGGACCCCGUGGCCGGGGGCUUCCCUCUCGCCUCACCCUCGCCUGCCACCCCCGCCACGCCUGCCACGCCCGCCUCCAUCCCCGACAUCAUACUCACGGAUUACUCGGGUGAACUAGACGCGAGCAUAUUCGGCGGCGAGGAAGCCCAGCUCCGGGCGGGCCUGGACCUGGACGACCUGACCCUGUUGGAGGAACCUAGUGCUUUACUACCUGACUCUUCCGUGGAACACGAGUUCAGAAUGGACCGGAUCGACCGCAUGUUAUAA
Molecule: messenger RNA, 711 nt
Organism: Pieris macdunnoughi
Lineage: Eukaryota; Metazoa; Arthropoda; Insecta; Lepidoptera; Pieridae
Source: the annotation of a GenBank genome assembly